GGACAUCGGGUUCUUGUGAAACCCUGCAGGUGUGUGUUUGUGGACUUUUGUCCUCCUCUUCUACCUGUCCGGUGAGUCCGCACCUUCAGUCGGAGGGACGAUGUCCAACCUGCCGGAUGUUCCUGCUCUCCAUAAACUGGAAACAACCGGGAAGCGGCAGGAAAACAGAAUGAAUCAAUUUCCCGGAAUGUAGUUUCGUUUGGAGGUUUUUGUUUCCUCAGAGUUUGAAGAGAGUAACUGAAGAGAAAUGUCUCACAAGAGGAAGAUGUUUGCCUUCCUGCGCUCAGGCAGAGAACCUCCGCCUGAGAACAUCCACAUCUCCUGUCUGCCUCCCAGUGUUCCCACAGACCACGAGACAGAACAAACUGGAAGACAAGCUGGUGAUGUGGAGGGAGAGAACGCAGUGAUCCAGACGACACACACUCACAAAGUGUCCGCCCCUUCAGUCUUCCUCCAGAAACAGAACGAUGAACCUGUUUCUGGGACGUACUUUGAUCAGAGGGUCCCUGUUCCUGAGGACAACAGCGAGAGGUGCUUCAGUUUCAGUAAGCUGUGGGCCUUCACUGGGCCAGGGUUUCUGAUGAGCAUCGCCUACCUGGAUCCAGGUAACAUCGAGUCUGACCUGCAGUCUGGUGCUAAAGCUGGCUUCAAGCUCCUCUGGGUGCUCCUGGCUGCCACCAUCAUCGGCCUGCUGCUGCAGCGGCUGGCGGCACGGCUUGGUGUCGUCACUGGGAUGCACCUGGCCGAAGUUUGCAACCGCCAGUACCAAACGGUGCCUCGUAUCAUCCUGUGGUUGAUGGUGGAGCUCGCCAUCAUCGGCUCAGACAUGCAGGAGGUCAUCGGCUGCGCCAUCGCUUUCAACCUUCUCUCCUCGGGCAGGAUCCCUUUGUGGGGCGGUGUCCUCAUCACCAUCAUCGACACGUUUGUCUUCCUCUUCCUAGAUAAAUACGGUCUCAGGAAGCUGGAAGCCUUCUUCGGUUUGCUCAUCACCAUCAUGGCCGUCACGUUUGGAUAUGAGUAUGUGACAGUGAGACCAGACCAAGGCCAGCUGCUGAAGGGGAUGUUCAUGCCGUACUGCGAGGGCUGCGGGCCGGUCCAGCUGGGUCAGGCCGUCGGCAUCGUGGGGGCCGUCAUCAUGCCUCACAACAUUUACCUCCACUCUGCUCUCGUCAAGUCUCGAGAAGUGGAUCGAUCAAACAAAAAAGAAGUGAAAGAGGCCAACAAAUAUUUCUUCAUCGAGUCGACCAUCGCGUUGUUUGUCUCAUUCCUCAUCAACGUGUUUGUGGUGGCUGUUUUCGCCGAGGCUUUCUAUGGACGCACAAACGAAGAGGUGUACAGCUCCUGCAAUCAAACAGGAAGUCCUCAUUUAGAUAUUUUCCCUCUGAACAAUGAAACUUUGGAGGUGAACCUCUACAAAGGGGGAGUAGUGCUGGGCUGUUUCUUUGGCCCUGCAGCACUCUACAUCUGGGCCGUUGGGAUCCUUGCAGCUGGUCAGAGCUCCACCAUGACUGGAACGUACUCCGGCCAGUUUGUCAUGGAGGGUUUCUUGAAUCUGCGCUGGUCGCGUUUCGCUCGGGUGUUGUUGACCCGCUCCAUCGCCAUCACUCCCACCCUGUUGGUGGCCAUCUUCCAGGAUGUGCAGCAUCUGACGGGCAUGAACGACUUCCUCAAUGUGCUGCAGAGCAUGCAGUUGCCAUUUGCCCUCAUUCCCAUCCUCACUUUCACCAGUUUGCCAUCUCUCAUGAACGAGUUUGCCAACGGAUUAGUGUUUAAGAUCGGAGGAGGCAUCGUGAUCCUGAUUGUGUGUGCCAUCAACAUGUACUUUGUGGUGGUCUAUGUGACUGACCUCAACAGUGUGUGGCUGUAUGUGCUGGCAGCGUUCCUCUCCAUAGCAUACCUGACAUUUGUGGGAUAUUUGGCGUGGUUGUGUCUGAUCGCUCUGGGAGUUUCCUGUCUGGAUCCAGCCAACAAGAGAGGGAACGACACGACCAUCCUGAUAGAGCAGCAGCCAGAGUUUGACUCCUGAAUCAAAUGUGGACGUUUAUUUCAAAGGUGCAGCUGUGAGCAGCCUGACUGACCUUUUACUCUCUCCAGCACAUUUAGUCUUCCUAAGUGCUUCCUAGGUUUAUUUAUAGUAGAUCUAAUGAUUUUUUUUUUUUAUAAAUGGAACAGAUUAUUUUAUUUAGUAAUGAAGAAGCUGCUGUUUGUAUUGUCUGUAUCUAUAGUCACUCCUCAAUAACUGAUAAUGUAAAACAGUUCAGAUGAGUUUUGCUAAACUGACAGGUUUACAGCAUGGACCGUAAAAUAUUAUGGAUGUCACCCACUGGUUUGUGGACUGCAAUUUUGAAGCCUCGACCUUGGUAUUUCGGCUGUUGCCAUCUUGGCGUUUUGGAGCCAGAGGUGACCAUAUUUGUACAGAUGGGUGGAGCUGUGGAGGAGUGAGGAUUGGAUCUGACUGUAGUGACGCAUCACUGACAGCCUGUCACUCAAGCGAACCCACCGUUAAAAAUGCCUAACUUUAAGCCUUUAAAAAAUGUGAACGGGUGACUUACAUAAAAAUUCACAUCCGUACAGUUGUCAUGAAUGUUGAAAUCAGCUCUAGAGACCAACCGUUAUUUGUACCAGGCUGUAAACAUGUUUAUUUCUGCUGUAAAGUUGGGUAUCUUAACAGGUAUCUUAUGUGGAGUCAGCCUCAAUUGGUCAUUAGAAGAAUUGCAGUUUUUAUCACUUUACAUUUGCUUCAUUUUUCAGCCCCAGAGGUUGACACUUGGUUUAUAGGUAUGAAUGAGGGUUUUAUAAGUUCAAUAACUAUAACUAUUAAAGGUCCAGUGUGUAGGAUUUAGUGGCGUCUAGCAGUGAAAUUGCAGAACUGAAACUUUUUCCAUUGCCAAGCGUGUAGGAGAACUACGGUAUCUAUGGUAUCACUUGCUCAUAUCGAGAGCCAGUGAUUGAUUUGUCCAUUCUGGGCUCUAAAUGUUUAUAAACGGCUCAUGUUAAGGUAAAGAAAACAAAACAAUUCUUAGUUUCAGGUAAUUAUAAACUAAUGGAAACAUACUUCUGGCAAAAGAUGCCCCUUAAUCUGACACACUGAACCUUUAUCCGGUUAACCCGAUAGUCACCAGGUCCCCUUUAAUGUCAGCAUUAACAGUAGGACAAAUGAACACAUGAUAUAUCACCUCACUGUCUGACAUUGCAUCACUCUGCAAUUAUUAAUACUACAGCCAAUGUGCACCAUGUUAUUGUAGUGCCCUGUCUAAAUCAAAGAACAAGAUAUAAGAUACAUAUAUGUAUAGAUUUACCACUUACUAAAUAAUGUAAAUUUUCACAAUAAACAUUUUGUGGAUUACUGUAAAAUAAGGUAAUCCAUAACAAUAAAUCUCACUUUACAACAUGAUACAAAACUAUCUCAUGAUUUCUGCAGGUUCACCAAGUUAAGUAAAACCUUUUUAACGCCACAUAAAUUAAAUUUCUGUUUUGUGAUCAAAUCAGGCAAAGAAAGUAUAAUAGAAAACCACAGGGACAAUGUGGCCUACAAUUAUUCAUUAUUGUAUCACCCUUUUUUUCAGUACUUUUCCAGCUGUAUGUAACUAUAAUUCCUAAUGCUAUAAUAAUUAGAUGAACGGGACCUGUAACCAGAUAAUCAUUAAAAAGCACAAUAAACUCAUGCAACACCCUCAAUUCCACUUUUAGUUUAUAGGUGAACAUCUCCUGAACGCCUGCAAGAGAAUAUUUAAGACUUUUACUAAUUUAAAUAAGAGUUUUUUAAAGGUAUACUUUGCUGGAUUUUCCCCCAAAAACAAUUUCUAUACAAUGUAUAGAGUGGUGCAGGAAUGAGUCCUAAAACACAGAGGUGAGUUGGCAUCUUUCACGUCAGGUUCCCUCGUCUAAAGGUCGAAGGGUUUUUGGUUAGAUGUCUAAAAUAAGGUCUGUGGUUCACACAAGCUUCAGAGACUUUCACAUUUGUUCUAUGACAUAAAACACAUCAGUAAAUACCCCACUUGUGAAUUUUGAAGCUUUUAUGUGUCUUAAAAAAGGUGAUUGCUAACAUGUGGCUAAAUGAGACUACAGAUCGCCAUUACUCCGAAAACGUCUUUUACAAUCUCGUUGUGGUGGCUAUGAUGAAGCCAUGUGACAGUGGUGUAGCUCGUUUAUAGCCUAAUGUUGGCUUUAUACUUCUGGCAAUUGCAUUUACACUUCAAAAAUCAUAAAAGUGGUGUUCAUUCGUGUAGAUGAUCUUGCUUGCCACAGAGCUUAUUUUCUGCAAUAAUCCAAAAUCCAGUGUGAAAUCCCAUUGGCUUUUUGACGAGGGAACCAAGGUGAUACUAACUUGCGCAUCAGCCUGCAGAAAACCUCAUCCUCAGUGCACCCUAUGGACUCAUAAAGAAAUAAUCACUCUCAAUCAUCACUUAUGACCCACUCUCAGUGUGUGGCGGUGCAUUUUCCUGCAGAGACUCUGCCCUCUGCCUGUAUUUUCUUAAUUUAUUCUUUUUCAGGGAUGUAUGGGCGUGUAUCCACACAGCACUCAGGUGAGCAAAAAUAAUUAGGGUUUGGCUUUUAGUUUCACUGUCUCUGCGAGCGUGUUUACAAGCAGUGACCAACAAUCCUGCAUAAUAUAUCUUUAAACCCUCUGAGGACUGUUUUUUUUGUCCUUUGAGGAAACUGAAUUCAUUUUUCAGACUCAGUGCAGUUCCUCUUUUGGCCACGGGGAGGCAGUACAGGCCACCAGAGAGGCUCCUCAGAUACAGUAAAUGUCUCACCACCAGAGCUGAACAACAUAACAACACAUGAAAUGACACAGUGUGUUACAUCACAGUUUAUGUGUUGUUCAGCCUGCACAGGAACAGCAUUAUAGUGUCAAACAAAACAAACUAAAUGAGCUGCAGUGCAUUGACGCUAAUGUUCCUGUGCGUUCAGAUGUGUGUGACAUGCCUGUGGUGGUGGUAUGACUGCAGAGUUGCAACUAUUGUGAAACAGUAAGCAAGCACUGCUGGUUUCAGUGUUGCCUGAAUUCCUGUCCUGAAGUGCUUCAGCAUUUGCAAGCCGAGGAGAGGCGGACGGACAGGUUUUUCUUUGCAUUGUGGCGGGGAACUUUUUUUUUCCUGUCAUGGAGGCAGAGUUAUGUAAGAGGGGAGAGUCUUCCCACCGCCCCUCUCUGUUUUUGUUUUUCUCAAUGAGCCAAUGUCUCCCUGCCUAGGCCUCACAGCCUGUCCAGUAGGCCCCUUUCCUGGAAACAUAGCCUAGCAGAGGCCACUCAGGGGCAGGCCUGCGAGCUGGGAGGGUAGGGGAGGAGAGGAGGGUGUGAGGGGGGAGGGAGAGGGAGGGUGGGCUCUUCCAGCAAAUCACAUGAUUGUAGACCCUACAGUCCCAGCCCUACAUGAGGCUCAGAUGCUGCAAGCACAUUUCAACAGCUAGUUUGUCAUCAACAUGAUUGGAUGUAGCUAAUGCAUGGCAGAGUGCAUGGGGCUGUAAGUAGACGCUGUGGAUUCCCAGGUGUGAAAUGUAGAAAUAGAACCACAACGCCUGAUGGAUGGAGUUUAUAUUUGUGUGUGUGUGUGUGUGUGUGUGUGUGUGUGUGUGUGUGUGUGCAAGAGGUUAAUGUGAUUUUAUUUUUUGCCAUUUAUGUCAACAUCACCACUGAUUUUGGCUACACAGUAACUUGAUGAACAGCUUUGUACAGAAUAUCUUUUAAUCUUUGUGUGUGGCCUUGGUGAUAUAUGAACAGAUUUUUUCAUAAGAUAUUUUAACAGUGUUGUAUUUGUGUAUUUGCUUUAACAUGCUGUGACUUAAGUUGAUUUAUUUUUGCCAAAAGACGUCCUUGAUGCAUUUACUACAGCAGAAAACCCAGUGUUGUUUUAUUACUGUGGCUUUCCAGGACUGACUGAUUUAAUGAACUGCAAUUAUAAAAAUCAUUCAAUGCGUUAUUGAAUUGUAAACAAACAGUGGCACUGAACAAACACAAUAAACCACGACAUGGAAACACA
Molecule: messenger RNA, 5981 nt
Organism: Epinephelus fuscoguttatus (brown-marbled grouper)
Lineage: Eukaryota; Metazoa; Chordata; Actinopteri; Perciformes; Serranidae
Product: natural resistance-associated macrophage protein 2-like
Exons: 16
Coding region: 248-2026 (592 amino acids)
Biological process (GO): metal ion transport
Cellular component (GO): plasma membrane
Molecular function (GO): iron ion transmembrane transporter activity; cadmium ion transmembrane transporter activity; manganese ion transmembrane transporter activity
Source: RefSeq, a predicted model, not a curated record